AUGCAAUGAAUAUCCAAACGUCAAGGCAAACUAAAAAUAGUCCAUAUGCAUUAGUAUUUGGACAAAACCCUUUGCGUCAUUUUGCAUUGUUAAAAGAAAUUAAAGACCAACAUAUUAAUUUGGAAGAUGAGUUACCUGAGAAUUGGUUCGAAUCAUCCGAGCCUCAAGAUGAUUUUGAUCGACAAGAAGUUGUAGAAUCGCUUUUAGGAGCCGCAGCAUUAAAUGUAGAGUUAAGUGAAAGUAUAAAUGAAAGGUCAGGCGAGAAGUUGAUAACUGAAAAAGAAAAUGUAGUGAUAAAUAUAUCUGAUGAAGAAAGUGUUUCAGAAAAUGAAGCGGUUCGUAGAAGUUUACCUGAAGAUGAAUUAGUUGGUAGAAUUUUAUCUGAAGAUGAAACAUUUGGUAGAAGGUCACCUGAAAAUGUUUUUGAUGUUCGUCCAAGCAAAAGGUAUAAACCUUCAGUUUUGACAACUACUGCUACAAGUAUCAACACUCAGUCUUCUUUAGACAAUCAUGGCCCUAAACGUACUCUUUGGAAUAGGAAUAACAUUCAAAAAACAUCAGCUCACGAAAUUUAUCGAAGUGUUGCUACAAAGUCUCUCGAACAAUAUCAGAAUAAUAUGAAAUCACAACUUAAUAAGC
Messenger RNA from Dentiscutata erythropus, 639 nucleotides. The record is from the annotation of a GenBank genome assembly. NCBI's taxonomy places the organism in Eukaryota, Fungi, Glomeromycota, Glomeromycetes, Diversisporales, Gigasporaceae.